AUGAGCGAGUUUCCGCUUCCGGUGACGUGUGCGAGAAAGAUGGCGGCGCGCGGAGGGAAACGUGCAGCUGAGCGAGCGGCGCAAAACAAGGCGAAACGGGCGAAAUUAAACGGGAACAAAGCGCCACAAACCGAGAAGAAGCAAAAGACUGUGACGUUUACCCCGGAGAAUGAAGAAGAAGCGAAUAAAAACAUCAUCUGCGUCCCGCCGCCCGUCAGCACGGGCAAAUGGACGAAUAAGGAGCGAGUGUUGGUGUUUUCUUCUCGUGGGAUCAGCUUCAGGACGAGGCACCUGAUGAUGGACCUGAGGACCAUGAUGCCUCACAGCAAAGCUGACACCAAGAUGGACAGAAAAGACAAGCUGUUUGUGGUGAACGAGGUGUGCGAAAUCAAAAACUGCAAUAAAUGCGUCUUCUUUGAAGCCAAGAAGAAACAGGAUCUUUAUAUGUGGAUCUCAAACGUUCCUCACGGACCCUCGGCCAAGUUCCUCGUACAGAACGUUCACACGCUGGCUGAGCUGAAAAUGACCGGAAACUGUCUGAAAGGCUCCAGACCGCUGCUGUCCUUCGACCCGAAAUUCGACAAGGAGCCACAUUACGCGCUGCUGAAGGAGCUCUUCACUCAGAUCUUCUCGACGCCUAGAUAUCACCCGAAGAGCCAGCCGUUCGUGGAUCACGUUCUGACCUUCACCAUCGCCGACCACAGGAUCUGGUUCAGGAACUAUCAGAUCAUCGAGGAAGACGCGUCUCUGGUGGAGAUCGGCCCGCGCUUCGUCUUGAAUCUCAUCAAAAUAUUCCAGGGCAGCUUCGGCGGCCCCACGCUGUACGAGAACACUCACUUCCAGUCCCCCAACAUGCACCGGCGGCUGAUCCGAAAGGCCAAGGCGACCCGGCAGACGGAGCGUCAGAUGGUGAAGGAGAUCCUGAAGGUGAAGCGCUCGGAGGAGCAGGAGGUGCUGGCGAAGGACGUGACCGACGAGGUGUUUGUGACCCCGGCCGAACCCAGAGACCCAGAACCACCGCCUCCGGAGCCACAGAGACCCACCAAGAAGCUGCGCCUCACAGAGCUGAAGAAGAAGAUGAAGAUGAAGCGCAAAGGCCUGCGAUAAACCUGCUCUUCACUCCCUAAAGAGCCCUGUACGUCUCAGGUUUGCUCUGAUGUACUGCUCAGAGGAGAUCUGGUCCCAGAUCAGAGGUCCUGCCUCUUUGGGAUAAAACUCUUAAUGUGGCUUAAUGCAUUUAAAACUGCAACUAUUAAUGUUUUCCUCCCAUAGAGAACCGUGAUGAGUGUUUUCUCCAAAGAAAACUGCUUAACAUGGCUUCUUUUGCAGUUAAACCAUGUUAAUUAAACUCAUUGUGUCUGUAUGGUAUUAUGGCUCAUAACUACUUGUCUGUAAACAAAAUGAGUUAUUAAAAAUCUCCCGGUAUAGUCUUCAAUAAAGUCUGGUCUUUAAAAAAAACGCUGUUUUAAUGCAUUGAGCCAUGUUAAGCGUUUCAGAGUUUUCCUCUUUUUGAGGAGCAGCUCCGCAUCCGACGAUUUACAUUCAUCUUAUUUUUUUGCUGGUUUUGUAAACAAUGCAAUGUUAAUAAACUUUUAAUGUUCAAA
Messenger RNA from Puntigrus tetrazona (Sumatra barb), 1604 nucleotides. RefSeq names its product brix domain containing 2 (gene brix1). Bases 1 to 1107 code for a protein of 368 amino acids. Gene Ontology annotation, biological process: ribosomal large subunit assembly; rRNA processing. Gene Ontology annotation, cellular component: nucleolus. Gene Ontology annotation, molecular function: rRNA binding. The transcript has 10 exons. The record is from RefSeq and is a predicted model, not a curated record. Lineage: Eukaryota; Metazoa; Chordata; Actinopteri; Cypriniformes; Cyprinidae.